Molecule: messenger RNA, 8005 nt
Organism: Myiozetetes cayanensis
Lineage: Eukaryota; Metazoa; Chordata; Aves; Passeriformes; Tyrannidae
Gene: DENND5A
Product: DENN domain containing 5A
Exons: 25
Coding region: 93-4163 (1356 amino acids)
Molecular function (GO): guanyl-nucleotide exchange factor activity; small GTPase binding
Source: RefSeq, a predicted model, not a curated record
GCCAUGGAGGCGGCGGGAGCGGCUCCCGAGCCCGGCCCCGCUCCCGGCCGGCCCCGCUCCCGCUGAGCCCCGCGCUCCCCCCGGGAGGCAGCAUGAGCGGCGGCGGCUCCUCGGCACCCGGCCGCUUCGCCGACUACUUCGUCAUCUGCGGGCUGGACACCGAGACCGGGCUGGAGCCGGACGAGCUCUCCGCUUUAUGCCAGUAUAUACAGGCCUCUAAAACCCGAGAUGGUGGCAGCCGUUUCAUUUCAAGUGCAACAGAAGGGGAAAACUUUGAACAGACUCCGUUAAGACGCACAUUUAAAUCCAAAGUUCUUGCUCGCUAUCCUGAGAAUGUUGAAUGGAACCCUUUUGACCAGGAUGCAGUGGGAAUGCUGUGUAUGCCUAAAGGGCUUGCUUUCAAGACACAAGCAGAUUCCAGAGAACCUCAGUUCCACUCUUUCAUUAUUACUCGCGAAGAUGGCUCACGGACAUUUGGAUUUUCUCUCACGUUCUUUGAGGAGGUCACUAGCAAACAGAUCUGCAGUGCAAUGCAGACGUUGUAUCAUAUGCACAAUGCUGAAUAUGACAUUCUUCAUACUCCACCCACAAAUGACAAGGAGAGCUGCAGCAGCACUGGAGACUGCAAUGGCACCUCUGUUUCAAAGCUACAGCGUUUUAACUCCUAUGACAUCAGCAGAGACACACUCUACGUCUCAAAGUGCAUUUGCCUGAUUACUCCAAUGUCUUUUAUGAAAGCUUGUAAGAAAGUGCUAGAACAACUUCACCAAGCAGUGACUUCACCUCAGCCGCCACCGCUACCUUUAGAAAGCUACAUCUACAAUAUUCUCUAUGAGGUCCCUCUUCCUCCAGCAGGAAGGUCAUUAAAGUUUUCAGGUGUUUAUGGACCAAUUAUCUGCCAGAGGCCAAGCACCAGUGAACUACCAUUAUUUGAUUUUCCAGUUAAAGAAGUUUUUGAAUUGCUUGGAGUAGAAAAUGUGGUUCAACUCUUUACCUGUGCCCUCUUGGAGUUUCAGAUACUGCUUUAUUCACAGCAUUAUCAGAGGCUGAUGACUGUGGCAGAGACCAUCACCGCACUAAUGUUUCCAUUUCAGUGGCAGCAUGUGUAUGUUCCUAUCCUUCCAGCAUCCCUCCUUCAUUUUCUAGAUGCUCCAGUCCCUUACCUCAUGGGCUUGCACUCUAAUGGGCUGGAUGACAGAUCUAAGCUGGAACUUCCUCAAGAGGCUAACCUCUGCUUUGUGGAUGUAGACAACCAUUUCAUCGAGCUGCCAGAAGACCUACCCCAGUUUCCAAAUAAACUUGAGUUCAUUCAGGAAAUUUCAGAGAUACUGAUGGCUUUUGGAAUUCCACCUGAGGGAAACCUUCACUGCAGUGAAAGUGCCUCCAAGAUGAAGAGCCUCAGAGCAUGUGACCUGGUUUCUGACAAAAGAAAUGGGAACAUAGCAGGAUCACCUCUGAAUUCCUAUGAGCUGCUAAAGGAAAAUGAGACUAUUGCAAGACUCCAAGCACUUGUUAAAAGAACAGGUGUGAGUCUAGAAAAGUUGGAGGUGCGAGAGGAGACCAGUAGCAAAAAGGAUCUGAAAAUUCAGUGUGAUGAAGAAGAAUUCAAGAUUUACCAGCUGAACAUUCAGAUUCGUGAAGUUUUUGCCAACCGCUUCACACAAAUGUUUGCGGAUUACGAAGUAUUUGUCAUUCAGCCCAGCCAGGACAAGGAAUCUUGGUUUACAAACAGAGAACAGAUGCAAAACUUUGAUAAAGCAUCUUUCUUGUCGGACCAGCCUGAACCUUACUUGCCUUUCCUCUCGAGAUUCCUGGAGACCCAAAUGUUUGCAUCCUUUAUUGACAAUAAGAUUAUGUGCCAUGAUGAAGAUGAUAAAGACCCUGUUUUGAGAGUAUUUGAUUCUAGGGUGGAUAAAAUCAGGCUGCUGAACGUCAGGACGCCGACUCUGCGCACAUCCAUGUAUCAAAAGUGCACAACCAUUGAUGAGGCUGAGAAAUCUAUUGAAUUAAGGCUAGCAAAAAUAGAUCACACAGCAGUCCACCCACACCUGCUGGACAUGAAAAUUGGACAAGGGAAAUAUGAGCUUGGAUUUUUUCCCAAGCUUCAGUCUGAUGUUUUAUCCACUGGACCAGCAAGCAACAAGUGGACAAAGAGGAACGCCCCCGCUCAGUGGAGGCGGAAGGACAGACAGAAGCAGCACACAGAGCACCUGCGCCUUGACAAUGAUCAGAGAGAGCACCUGGACUUUUCCAUGUCAGAGCUUCCGUUGCAGUUAUGUUUAGACUGGGACCAGCAUGAUUGGCCCUUCAUGCCCUCUAUAAAAUCUGUGUCAGAGCAUUAUCUGAAGUAUAUCCAAGAAGCCAGGAAUUUGGGCAGCACUAUUCGGCAGCCCAAACUGUCUAACCUCUCUCCAUCGGUAAUUGCACAAACCAACUGGAAGUUUGUAGAGGGCUUGUUGAAGGAAUGCCGAAAUAAGACCAAGAGGAUGUUGGUUGAGAAAAUGGGUCGAGAAGCUGUGGAGCUGGGUCAUGGUGAAGUGAAUAUCACAGGUGUGGAAGAGAAUACCCUGAUAGCCAGUCUGUGUGACCUCUUAGAAAGGAUCUGGAGCCAUGGUCUGCAAGUCAAACAGGAUAGAAGCUGUACUGCUUUCGUCUUAGAAGACAGAGCAUCAGUAUACUCUGCUUCAACUCAGAUUUGGGCUUUUCAGACCACCAGACGGCCAACCCUUCAUAAGGGAAAGUCAGCUCUGUGGUCUCAUCUGUUACAUUACCUGGAAAACAGGCAGAGAAGAACCACAUCAGGCAGCUUCAGUACCUCAGGAAUACUUCUUGAUUCAGAAAGGCGAAAGUCUGAUACCAGUCCAGCCAUGUCACCUCUUAGAAUCUCUCUCAUCCAGGAUAUGAGGCAUAUCCAGAACAUUAGUGAGAUCAAAACAGAUGUUGGCAAGGCCAGAGCCUGGGUUCGUCUCUCUAUGGAAAAGAAGUUGCUCUCUAGGCAUCUGAAACAGCUGCUUUCAGAUCAUGAACUCACAAAAAAACUCUACAAGCGUUACGCAUUCCUCCGCUGUGAUGAUGAGAAAGAACAAUUCUUGUAUCAUCUCCUGUCAUUCAAUGCUGUUGAUUACUUUUGCUUUACCAACGUUUUCACAACAAUCUUGAUACCAUACCAUAUAUUAAUUGUUCCUAGCAAGAAACUUGGUGGCUCAAUGUUCACAGCCAAUCCUUGGAUCUGUAUCUCGGGAGAACUGGGUGAGACAGGAGUCCUGCAGAUUCCCAGGAACAUAUUAGAAAUGACUUUUGAGUGCCAGAACCUGGGAAAACUGACCACAGUGCAAAUAGGACACGAUAAUUCGGGGCUCUAUGCCAAGUGGCUCGUGGAAUAUGUUAUGGUCAGAAAUGAAAUAACAGGGCAUACUUACAAGUUUCCCUGUGGAAGGUGGCUUGGAAAGGGAAUGGACGACGGCAGCUUAGAGAGGAUCCUGGUGGGAGAGUUGCUGACUUCGCACACGGAGGCGGAUGAGCGGCAGUGCCGAACCCCUCCCCUGCAGCAGUCACCAAGCAUGAUCAGAAGAUUUGUCACUAUAUCGCCCAACAAUAAGCCAAAGUUAAAUACUGGUCAGAUACAAGAAGCUAUUGGUGAAGCUGUUAAUGGGAUUGUCAAGCAUUUCCACAAGCCAGAGAAGGAGAGGGGCAGUCUGACGCUGCUGCUGUGUGGAGAAAGUGGACUUGUGUCAGCUCUUGAGCAGGUGUUUCAGCAUGGAUUUAAGUCACCAAGACUCUUCAAAAACGUCUUUAUUUGGGAUUUUUUAGAAAAAGCACAAACAUACUAUGAGACCCUGGAGCAGAAUGAGAUGGUCCCAGAAGAGAACUGGCAGACAAGGGCCAGGAAUUUCUGUCGCUUUAUCACUGCUAUCAACAACACCCCAAGAAACAUUGGGAAGGAUGGCAAGUUUCAGAUGCUGGUGUGUCUUGGAGCCAGAGACCACCUUUUGCACCAUUGGAUUGCCCUGCUUGCAGACUGCCCAAUUACAGCACAGAUGUAUGAAGAGAUAGCACUGAUCAAGGAUCACACGCUGGUGAAUUCUUUGAUUCGAGUGCUGCAGACCUUGCAGGAGUUCAACAUCACGCUGGAGGCAUCUCUCGUCAAAGGAAUCGACAUUUGACCUCUUGCCCCACAGGAAAAACUGUCUUUACAAAAACAAAAAAAGCAACAAGGAGUGAAUCUCGUUAGUAUGCAAAAGUUCUGUCUUGCCAGUACGUUGUAUCGUGAACUUGUUCAUGGCCCAAAAAUGCAACUUUGACUUUUCUUGAAGGAAACUCCAAAAAUAGUACAGGCAAAUGGAUAAAAGCUGUAAACUCAUUGUAAAAAAGAGGAUUUUGGUAUAAAUCUAUUUUAGAGUUUAUUUGCUGAUUUGCUUUUUACACACUUUCAUGUGAAAGAGAUAGAGAUGAGUAUUGUGCAGCUUAUUUUAAAGCUGCAGUAUUUCCUUGCCAUAGAAAAUGUGCAGUGAGCCUUUCAGCAUUCUGUGAACCUGCCUUCAGAUAUGCUGUAUGUCAUAGACCCCAAUGUAUACACUCCAUUUCUGCUGAGAAGGUCAUUCUAUAGUUUUUAAACUAAUAUUUUAUAUAUUAACAUUAUUACCAAUGUUUGAUUUUUAACGUAUUGGGUCAUGUUCUGCUGCAAGGGAACUACAAAUCUGAUGUGUGCUUUUUUUUUAAAUAGCUCCAAAGCACUGAUUAGUCAGCAAUUAUUUUUUUCCUUUAUUUUUGUUGUCAGUAUUAUUUUUAGUGAAAUUCAGGAGACUGAACCGUGAAAUGUCCAGAGAUCAAAGUAAUAUUUUUCAUAUUGGUACGUAAUUGCACAGAAGAAGAAAUUAAAUCUGUUUUUUAACUGAUGUUUUUAUUUAUUUAACCUAUCAUUGUGUUUUGUAAGUUUGUCUUUAAAAAAAAAAAAUCUAUGAUACAACUGGCUAAAUUAUGUUGCAAUUCAGAUUUUACAGUGUAGCCCACUUAAAUGAAAAACCUGAAAUAAUUGUUCAUAACACAAAAAUAUUUCCACUUAAACCAGCCUUUUGAAGUUUGGUAUAUGGUUGCUGCUGGUAAUUCUCUUAACUGCUAAUAAAGAGGGACACGAGUUCCCCAAAUACCAUAUGACUAAAUAAAUAUGUUUAUGCCCCCCUCCCGAAAUAAUAAUGGUAUACCUUACUAACAAAUACAAGGAUUCCUUAAUGUUUCUGAAAAGACAGUGAGUAUUGAGGCUUUUUCUUUUCUUUUCGAAUGCAUAUGUCUUAGAUCCUGUUGUCACAGUCUGCUUCAUUUGGGAUGCUUUGUUUUUAGCAGAGAAAGCUUUACUCCAUUUCUGCUAUAAAACACAAACAUUUUGAAAGCUUAAUUUAUUGGAGAUCUGGAACUUGGCAACUGCCUAAAGGCAUCUCUGUUCAUUUGAAUCCUCUGAUAAAAAUCUCUUUGAAAUGAAUAUGUGACUUAAGAACAGGCUGAUUUAUCAGCGUCACAAAUUACUGUACAGAAGUUCAGGGCUGUGUAUUUAAGAGGUCUCCACUGUAUAAACUUAUCUCAGUAUUGUCUCUCUUUUGAGAAGCAGAGUCCAAGUUUUUUUUGUUCAUACAAUGUUGUAGCACUUUUCCUUUACCUACAGCUUAGUCACAUCUUGUGAUAGUUUUACUUCCAUAAUUUAUGAGUAUAGCACAUGUAUUAAAUUUUGACUGUUUUUACUUUUGUCCUAUUUAUUUCAUUAUUAAAUGGAGAAGUUCCUUUGUCACUACUUAUCAGAGCAAGAUUCUUCUUUGAUUUCACAGUAGCAUUAGGAAGAUGUGAGGGCAGUGUCCAAGCCACUCCUCACAUGGGAUGGGUGUGAAAUCUUUCACAGUCUGGAGCUUACAGGAGCAUUUCACAGAAGUAUUUUGUGUGUACAGGUAUGGUUUUGUUGUUUUGGGGUUUUUUUUUCAGCUUUGGAAGGGCAAAAAUAAAACAGUUGUACUUCAUUCUAAGAAUUUGAUGUAUUCAACUUAAUAUGUUGGGAUAAUCUUUAUACACUUGCACAAAAUUGCUUGUUGAUGCAUUCAUAAUAGCAAAAAUAAUUUUUUUACAGUGCUUUCUCUAAGGCCUCUGCAUUUCACAGGGAAUUUAUCUACCUAAGAAAGGAGGGUUCCAUAUCUUGACCUUAGUAGAUUAGUUGAUUCUGUUAAAACCUGUUAUCUCAGAGUAUUAAAUAUGGAUUAAUUUUAUCUUGCAUGAGGUAAUUACCCUGAAUUAAGGUUAUUUUCUUUUUUUUUUUUCCUCUUUACACAAGUUCACCUGGUGUGACAUGAUACCAUUGGUUGAAUGGCUGUUUUGAUGCGGAUCUUUUUGGCCUCAUUAUGAAAGCUGGCGAUGCCUGGAUGGAUAGAGGUUGGGGUUUGCUGAUUGCCGAGUAUUGGGAACCCAGAGGGUGGCUGAUGAUUGGAGCUGUCCAUCAGUGACAGCACCCUGUGUACUGGCUGUCCAGGUGCAAAAGGAAGUCACAGAGGUCAUCUUCCCAGCUCCUCAGUUACUUUAUUUUCACAGGAAAAGCCACUUAGAUAUAGACCCCUCCUCUUUCUCUCACUGGGGGCCUAUGCUUAAUCCUGUUAGGAUUCAAAGCACUUUUUGCUAAGGACUUCCAAGCGUAGAAGGAUUUGCUCCACUCAAGGACCAAUAGAAGGUUCUAAAAUGCAGCAGAAAAAAACCUGGUUUGGUUAGAUCCAUAAGCAACCAAGGAGGGCUGAGAUAUUAAAUACAGCUGUGUGGUAGCCUGUGCUAGGGUUUUGGGAAGAGAUUUGGCUGGCAUGUCUAAGAAUGGUCCGGUCUGUAGCAGCAGCCGUAAUCUCUGCCUCUCUUCAGUGUUUACCACAAACCAACCUACUUCUUUCAUGGGUGUUCCUGGUGUGAAUCCCACAGAGUGAGGUUAGGAUCCAGCAUUCGCUCUUUCCAUGCAAUUCUGAACUAGAUGACUGUGUAAGAACAAAUGGUGUAGUCAGCACCUUUUUAACUAGAGCUUUAUAAAAUUCGUCUCCCUUUGCUCAGAAUAAUACAGUUGUAAUGUUUUUCUCCCUGUUUCUAAAAUAAGGGGGCAGGUUUGGUAGGGGCAGGUUAAUGUGGCUGUGCUGUUCUGUUGUUUGGUAGGGAUUUUUUGGUAACAGUUAAUGGGGAAAGAUUUCUUUUUUAAUAGCACAUAUGCAUUCUGUAGAAAGAAAUACAAUGAUGAAAAAUAAGCAGUUCAUAAUGCAGUAAAUAUAUAGUGCUACAUUGGCCAAACAUGUUUACAGGCUGAUACCUGAUUUGAAGGGAAAAAAAUAGGCUAUUGCCUAUCAAUUAUUUAUGCUUCUUUGAUUAAUGCUGUCAGAGUUCAUACAGUGAUACUUUAUACAGAAAAGAAAAUGCUAAUUAAUAAAAACUUGAUUUCAAUGUAAAGAAAUACUAUGAUGAUAAGUUUAUACAAAAAAAGCCUUUACCUACCGUAAAUUUUAACAUCUGACGUUCUGUAGCUGAAAGCAUAUUCAUGAACUGGAGACUCUUCCGCAACUUUUUCCAUUACAAAAAAGUGUUUUUCAAAUUGGACCUACUAGCUGAAUGAUCCACAUUUUUUAUGUGUUUUGAAUUCAUGAAUAUGUUAAGAUUUCUGCAGUGGAACUAUUCAGAGUUAACUUUUUCUGUAUAUUGUCAAAUGAUCUUUGUCCGUAGUGCAAGAUACUAUAGGAUACUUGAAAAUACUUGAAGAUAUUGUACACGUACUUCACAUCUUUGUAGUUCUUUAUUUUAUACCUAGAGAUUGGCUGUUAAACUAAGAUAAAGCAUCAGUACCUUAUAAACUAUAUAUUUUACUACAUGGGGAAAUCACAGGCUUGGUUUUUUUAAGGGCCACGUUGAAGUUUACAUUAUAAUGACAAAACCAGGUACUGUUUUCCUUUUUUAUUUUUCCUGUGCCAUUUCAAUCCAUUGGACAUUAAAUGUGAAUUGGAUAUACAAA